CCGUCAUUCAUCCGUCUGACAGAUUCUGUCAAAUUAAGUGAAAUAAAGUUGCACACAUGCAUGGUAGAUUUAUUUUGCAAUUUGAAAACAAUAUUUUCUAAUCAACUUUACACUGCUGACCUUUGAAAAUGCCGGAUAUAGAAAUGUCGUCUGGUUUGGACUGUGAAGAGAGCUCUCAAGAUGGUUCGAUCGCUAACAGUAUUUCAGAUUCAGGAAAAGGGAUCAAGGGAUUGAUUAAGAAAAAAACAAGGAAGCGAGGUAUAAUAUAUCUAUCGACUAUCCCUCCCUACAUGAAUGUAGCUAAGAUUCGUGAAAUAUUCAGUGAAUUCGGCGAUGUUGGGAGGAUAUAUCUACAACCAAGUGCCAAACCUGGAGAAAAGCGCAAGCGGGUUCCCAAUCAAUUUACUGAAGGUUGGGUGGAAUUCCAAAAGAAAAAGGUAGCAAAGUUGGUGGCAACAAAACUAAACAAUACCAAGAUUGGCACGAGAAAAAAGUCCCGAUACUAUGACAUGAUAUGGAAUAUCAAAUACAUACCGAGGUUCAAAUGGAUACAUUUGAGUGAAAGACUUGCAUAUGAGAGGGCAGCACUCAAACAGAGGCUGAGAGCUGAAAUAUCACAGGCUAAGAAGGAGGCCCACUAUUUACAAACAAAUGUAGAAAAAAGUAAGAAGAUGAAGAAAAAGAAAUCAACUGAGUCAACAAUAAAAUCAACUUUAAGCUAA
Molecule: messenger RNA, 722 nt
Organism: Spodoptera exigua (beet armyworm)
Lineage: Eukaryota; Metazoa; Arthropoda; Insecta; Lepidoptera; Noctuidae
Source: the annotation of a GenBank genome assembly